Ambispora leptoticha is the source of this 564-nucleotide messenger RNA. NCBI's taxonomy places the organism in Eukaryota, Fungi, Glomeromycota, Glomeromycetes, Archaeosporales, Ambisporaceae. The record is from the annotation of a GenBank genome assembly.
AUGCACAUACUAAUUUUCAAGAAGCCAACUAGUGUCACUGGUAUUCAAUUCCUUAAACAUAACGAGAAUCUGUUGGCUUCUUCGGGUGCCGCGGAUGGAAUAAUCAAAUAUUGGGACAUACGAUACCGCAGUCUUGCUAAAUUUCCCGUCCAGACUUCAACCGAUUGCUCCACUGCUAAACGACCUCAUGGAAUAUCAUGUUUGACCUUGGAUCACAGUGGUCGUCGGUUAUACGCAAACAGCACGGACAAUUAUAUCUAUGUAUACAACGCCGCAGAUUUGGGAAUGCCAAUAACCCGAUUCCAUCAUUCAACCUAUCGAUGUUCGUCAUUCUACAUCCGAAUGGAACUAUCGCCGGAUGAUCGAUAUUUAAUAUCUGGGUCAAGUGAUCGUGGGAUUCACAUCUGGGAAACCGACGCGCCUGAACGACCGCCUAUUGUCUUGCAAGGCCACAAGCAUGAAGUUACGAGUGUUGCUUGGUGUAGAAGCGACUUUGAUAUUAUCGCUUCUUGUUCGGAUGAUCUAACAUUACGUGUUUGGCAUCGUCGCGGGUUUGAUGAAUGA